AUUUUAUUCUAAAUUUUUUUUUAUUGUUGUUGUUUUGCUAUUUUUCAUAUUUUCAUUUUAACAAUGUAUGGAUUCAAGAAAAAAUUAUGAUUUCAAACAAGAUAUUUUAGUACCAAUUCGAACGCUUGUCGAUCUCCAUGUAGGGAGAGAUUUUAGUAUAUUUAAAUUCUCUUCGUCGUAUUAUAAAAAAAUGCCGACUUUCGACAUUGUCGUUUGAUGAUAAUACGAAAAAACAUAUUUGAAAGUCGGAUAUACAAAAAAGGACUUUAAAAGAAGUUCAUUUAAAAAGAAGGAUUCAUUACAUACAUACAUGCAUGCAUUGAUUUAAAUACAUGUGUGUUGUUUUAAUUGCAAAUUUUAAAUUUUUACCUUGCAUUUCAAAUGUUUUUUAAUUGAUAUAAGUGAAAUAUUUUUAUGAUAUUAAAUAAGAAAUCAAUUUAAAAGGACAUUAAAACGGUUAAAUUUUUUUUUUUGAAAAUUUAUUUAUGACAUUUAUAAAUUAAAAAUAAAAAAUUAACUGUCAAAUAUAAAUAAAAUUAUAGAUUUUGGUGGAACACAAAAGAAAAAAUAAUAAAGAAAGAAAAAAGAUGAAGGCUCCCGGGGGCCAAAAAACUGGUCUCAAGAGUCUAACUCGGACUAUAAAUUAUUUAUGGACAAUAUCAUUAGUAAUAUAUUUUGUUGCUUUCAUUGAAUUAGGUAGUGAAUUUGCUGUUGCCCAACGACAACAACCAAAAAAGGAUUGUUCUCCUGCACAAUGUGAUUGUAAAGGACUUAAAGGAAACAAAGGAGCACAUGGGCCAAUUGGUUUUCCAGGACUUGAAGGUUCCCCAGGUGAUUUUGGUCCACCAGGACCUCUGGGUCGUACUGGGGAAGUUGGAGAUUUUGGUGAAUAUGGUGAAACCGGAGAAAAGGGUCAUAGAGGCGAUGGUGGCGAACCAGGACGUCCGGGUAUUCCUGGAAGAAGGGGCAGUUCUGGAGAAGAUGGACCUCAAGGUCCACGAGGUAUUGAUGGCUGUGAUGGAAAAGAUGGUGUUAUGGGAAAUCCUGGUUACCCUGGGUCUCCAGGUCUUCCUGGUUUAAUGGGUAAACCAGGGCUACAAGGUCCUACGGGAGAUGCUGGAGAGGGUGGAAUUAAUUCGAAAGGAGUAAAAGGAAAUAGAGGUGACUCAGGAUAUCCUGGAGCCGAUGGACCACCCGGUUACAAGGGCUACAGAGGAUUAAAAGGUUUUGUUGGUAUUUCUGGAUUUCCAGGUGCGAAAGGACCCAGGGGUGAUCGUGGUAUGCGGGGUGAUGACGCCGAAAUUCAUAAUCCAUUAAUUGGAACUGGAGAAAAGGGGCAAAAAGGAGAUCCAGCCGAUAAAGAACAUGUUCCUUAUGAGAAAGGGCGGGAUGCUCCAAAAGGUCAAAAGGGCGAUAGCGGAAGAACUGGUUUGCGAGGAAAUAGAGGUUUUCCAGGUGAAAUUGGUGCCCAAGGAUUACCUGGCAUGCGUGGUGGAGCAGGUGAACAAGGUUGGCCUGGAGAACGUGGGAAACCCGGCAAAGUUGGGGAAGCCGGUCCAAGUGGACCUAAAGGUGCUAAAGGUGCUCCAGGUUAUUCUGGUCCUGAUGGGAUUGAUGGAAGACCAGGACUUACAGGAGAAGACGGUUAUGAUGGUACCCCGGGGCAUCAAGGUGAAGCAGGAGAACCAGGAACUUAUGAUCCCAAUCUUGACGAACGACAUCCUGGACCAAUAGGACCCCAGGGUGAACAAGGGGAGCCUGGUGAAGCUGGAGUGGCUGGUAUACCAGGAAAACCUGGACGACGCGGUUUAAUUGGCUUUCCUGGAAUACCUGGAAAUCCCGGUCUUCCGGGACCCCCAGGGCCAGUAGGAUUAAGCGUAAAAGGUGAUCCAGGAUCGCCCGGAGAACAUGGAAACAUGGGCCCUAUUGGUCCAUCCGGAAGACCAGGUGGGAUUGGUAGACCAGGACCUAAAGGUUUUGCUGGCAGAAAUCAAUGGGGUCCGAAAGGUUAUCCCGGUACACCCGGAAGACCAGGGCAACCAGGACAUGUUGGUGAUCGAGGUGAGCCUGGUCUCCCUGGUCAAAAAGGUUUACCUGGAAGUGGUUUCAACAUAACUGGAAAACCAGGUGCAGAUGGUUUACCCGGAUAUAGAGGCAAGCCUGGAGUUGAUGGUUUAUUUGGUCUUCCUGGAGACAAAGGAGAUAAGGGCCCGAGAGGCGACGAUUGUGGAUUUUGUCCCCCAGGCCCACCAGGGACUCCUGGCGACAAAGGCGAAAAUGGCUAUCCCGGAAUACCAGGACUAAGAGGCAAGCAGGGCCUCACAGGGCCGAGAGGGCCCAAAGGUUUGGCAGGAUAUCCCGGGAAACCAGGAUUUAAGGGACAACUAGGGCCAGAAGGUAUUCCAGGUGAUACUGGAAAGCCAGGAAGACCAGGAAGACCUGGGAGACUUAUACUAUUUGGUAGUAGAGAUGAGCCAGAACCAGGUGAUAUGGGGGAUACCGGAUACAGAGGAGAACCUGGAGACCAAGGCGUUCCUGGAUUUGUUGGAACCCCGGGCGCCAGAGGUCAAUGGGGAGAAAAAGGAGAGCAAGGAGAUUAUGGUACUCCAGGACGCCCAGGAAAAGAUGGACGAGACGGCUCAGAUGGCACUGACGGGAUACCAGGGCAACGAGCAGACGCUCCAAUAUGGAGUUUGGUUGGAAACCCCGGAAAUCCUGGUUUCAAAGGAGCUAAAGGAGAAAGCGGAUUCAAUGGAGCAAAAGGGCAAAAAGGAGAACCAUCUCCAUCAGUAACUGCAAAUGCUGGAGAGAAAGGCGACAGAGGUGAACCUGGAAUAAGAGGCGAUGAUGGUCCAAUAGGAGAACCAGGUGAUGAUGGCUAUACUGGCCUGAGAGGUGAUGUUGGACCUCAAGGAAUAAGUGAAGCAGGACCAGAAGGUCUCAAAGGCUAUCCUGGUGUAAUUGGACCCCAAGGACCCAGUGGUGAACCUGGUGCGCCAGGACUAAAUGGUCUGCCAGGAGUAGAUGGUCUGCCGGGGAUAAAAGGAUCUCGUGGAGAACCCGGGCCUUACAUCAUUCCCGGUGAAUAUGGUUUACCUGGUAAUGCGGGUAUAAUAGGGUACCCUGGUGAUAAAGGAUAUCCUGGAAGACCUGGUACAAGAGGCAAGCCGGGACUAAGAGGUAGACGUGGCGAAAAAGGAGACGAUGGGCCGCACGGUAUUCCGGGUUUACCAGGUGCUCAAGGAGAACGAGGUGACUAUAUUGUAGGACGAAUAGGGGAACCUGGUAGUCCAGGCCGUGACGGAAAAAUCGCUCCACCAGGUCAACAAGGCCAGAAAGGUGAAACUGGACCAAGAGGAUCUCCAGGAGGACACGGGGCCAAAGGGGAUACUGGGUUUCCGGGAAGAUUUGGAAUACCAGGAGACAUAGGUUUUCCGGGCGAUGUCGGUUUUGUUGGUACACCUGGUUAUCCCGGUCCAAUCGGAGAAACUGGGGAAAUUGGUAACGUUGGUAGGCUUGGUAGGCCUGGUCAUAUGGGACGUCGUGGUGAUGUUGGCCCUAUGGGCCCGAAAGGUGACCAAGGCCCUCCUGGUUCUGUAGGCCGAGCAGGAAGAAAUGGUAGACCAGGUAAAAAAGGUGAAAGAGGAGCUUAUGGUUACACAGGUCCAAAAGGAGAAAAAGGUGAUCGAGCUUUUAGCGGAAUGAAGGGUGAAAUGGGUGAUCCGGGUAACAUGGGCCCGCCAGGUAGAAAUGGUUUAAAUGGACCUCAAGGAUCAAAAGGAAUUGAAGGAGAACCAGGAAUUGGCUACGAAGGUCCCAGUGGUUUAAAAGGUGAAACGGGUGUACCUGGAUCUUUUGGCUUAGAUGGUCUACGUGGUCUUAAAGGUGAGCGUGGAGCAACAGGAUUUCCAGGGCAAGUGGGUGAAAUAGGAGAACCUGGUUUUGACGGCUAUCCAGGUUUAGCUGGUAAAAAUGGCUUAAUUGGAAGAAGGGGAGAGUCUGGCGAUCCAGGACCAAUCGGUGCACCCGGAAUGAGAGGAGAACCUGGUGAAUUUGGAUUCCCGGGUUCUAUGGGAAUAAAAGGUGAUUCUGGAGAUCAUGGAAUUCCAGGUCGGCCAGGAGAAAAAGGUGAAAGGGGCGAAAUAGGUGAAGAAGGAAGGCCAGGACAAGCAAUAAUGCAAGGAAGAUAUCGUGGUGACAAAGGUAACGUUGGCCCUCGAGGUUUAGUGGGUGAACCAGGUCCACCCGGAAAAGUUGGUCCACCCGGAUAUACAGGAAAUAGAGGGUUACCAGGAAGCAUUGGUUACGCUGGACGACCAGGACCUGAGGGUUUUCAAGGACGAAAAGGUCAAAUUGGUGAUAGGGGUCCACGUGGUUUACCAGGAACCUUACCAUCAUUUAUUAACAAAGGAGAUGAAGGUGACCCUGGGCACGACGGUUUACCUGGUCGACCAGGACCAACAGGCCCUAAAGGUGCUCCAGGAGAUUAUGGAGACGACGGCCCAUUUGGACUCGCAGGACAACCAGGAUCUGAUGGUUUCCCCGGAAUCAAAGGCAUAACUGGUGAUGGCGGUUACCCGGGAAUAGACGGUAUUCCAGGACAACCAGGCCCACCAGGUUUAAGAGGUCUUCCAGGAGACCCUGGAAUUAGAGGACCUUCAGGUAAUCCGGGAUAUGGAAUACCGGGAAUACGAGGAGAUGUCGGUGACAGAGGACACCCUGGAUAUGCUGGCAUAGACGGUGAAAAAGGAGAGCAGGGUAUGUUUGGAAGACCUGGUCAGCCGGGAAGAUUUGGUCCUAGAGGUCCAAGAGGACCAAUAGGUGAUCAAGGAUGGAAUGGUAUUGAAGGUUUAGAAGGUGUCAAAGGUUUAAAGGGAGAACGAGGCGUAACUUAUCCUUAUGAGAUGGCUAGACCUGGUUUUAAAGGAGAUGCAGGUUUACCUGGUUUUCCCGGCGAAGUUGGAGAAAUUGGUUUUAUUGGGGCACCUGGCGCAUUUGGCUAUAGAGGUUUGAAGGGGUACCGCGGUGAAUUUGGCAUCGAAGGAUAUAUGGGGUUGCCAGGAAGAAAAGGUGAACCUGGUACGACAGGACCACCUGGCUUUGAUGGUUUGCCUGGUAUAAGAGGUUACAAGGGUGAAAGAGGUGAUCCAGCGCCACCCGGACCCCCUCCCAGAAGUAGAGGAUAUACUUUUACACGCCAUUCACAAACAGUUCGCAUUCCUGAAUGCCCUGCUAAUACUGAAAAGUUGUGGGAAGGCUACUCCUUAGCAGCCAUUAUAGGUAACAGUCGCGCUGUGGGUCAAGAUUUUGGAAAAGCUGGUUCAUGUCUACAAAGGUUUACAACAAUGCCAUUUUCAUUGUGUGGUACUAACAAUGUGUGUAAUUAUGCUCAAACAAAUGAAGACAGUUUAUGGCUAGCAACACAAGAACCAAUGCCAAUGUCAAUGACACCUAUAGAAUCGAGGGAUCUUGAAAAUUACAUUUCAAGGUGCGUCGUUUGUGAAACCCGAACAACUAUAAUGGCAUUGCAUAGCCAAAGUAUGAGUCUCCCAGAUUGCCCAAAAGGAUGGGAUGAAAUGUGGGCUGGCUAUAGCUAUUUAAUGUUAACUCACGACAAUAGCGGCGGUUUUGGACAAGACUUAUCCUCACCUGGAUCAUGUUUAGAAGAAUUCCGAACAAAUCCAAUUAUAGAAUGUUCAGGUCAUGGCAGGUGUAAUUUUUAUGAUCCUUUAACUAAUUUCUGGUUGGCUGUUAUUGAAGAGCAUGAGCAAUUCAUUAAACCAAAUCAACGAACACUUAAAAAAGAUCAUACAAGCAAAAUAAGCAGAUGUGUUGUUUGCAAGAAACGAUAUCAAUCACGACACGAUUUACCACCUUUCCCUGAGCCAACGGGCUUGGAAUUUAGACGACCUGAGGAAGAACAUCGACCACAACCACCACCACCAGUUUACCCUAGAAGACCAAGGCCAAAUGCACAAAGAACUCGGCGACCAACACAACGUCGUUUUUAAGUUAAAAAAAUAGUUAAAAAAAAUAAUUUUAAUUCUAAGUUCUUUUAAGUUUAUGAUUUUGUUACCUUUCAAAUAGUUUAUUUGUAGAAUAUAAAUAACAUUGUAAACAUGUAGAAUCCGAACUACGGCUCAAAUUUUUAGCUAGAAAUACUAUUACUUUGAUGUCCCUAUCUUUUAUAUUGAAAAUUAAAAUUUCUUUUUUUCCAUAUUUUGUAUAAUUUUAAAGAAAGAUUAAAUAGCUUUUAAAGUGCCAGCAGAUUUCGUAUUUAUAAUGCUGUAAAUAUUUGCAUACUAUAUUAUACAUGUAUGUAUGUAUGUAUAUGGAAUACGCAAUAAAAUUAAAUUAACGUUUUCAAAACAAAGAGAAGAAAAGCUACAAAAGCAAACAACAAGUACUGAUUAUAAAAGAAUUUUGAAUACAUACAUAGGUAUAUGUACAUAUGUAUGUAUGUAGAUGUUUGUUUUUUAGAAUAAUAUAAGAAAACUGCUGUGCAAAAAGUGAAAAACUUAAUUCAUUAUUAUGAAAAAUAUUUAAAAAAUAAGAUUUUGUAAACUGCCAUGUAAAAACUAAAAUAUUCUAAAACAUAAUGAUAUUACAAUUUAAACAAAAUUUAAAGUAGUUGUAUUUAUCGAGUAGAAUACAGAAAUCUUUUUAACUCAUUAUUUGUGUUAUCAAAUGUAAAAAAAUAUUAAAAAUUAUUUUGCAUAAUAUUAUUUAUAAACU
Molecule: messenger RNA, 6735 nt
Organism: Condylostylus longicornis
Lineage: Eukaryota; Metazoa; Arthropoda; Insecta; Diptera; Dolichopodidae
Product: collagen alpha-3(IV) chain-like
Exons: 11
Coding region: 588-6011 (1807 amino acids)
Cellular component (GO): collagen trimer
Molecular function (GO): extracellular matrix structural constituent
Source: RefSeq, a predicted model, not a curated record